Messenger RNA from Euleptes europaea (tarantolino), 847 nucleotides. RefSeq names its product cell division cycle associated 3 (gene CDCA3). The transcript has 5 exons. Bases 1 to 774 code for a protein of 257 amino acids. The record is from RefSeq and is a predicted model, not a curated record. NCBI's taxonomy places the organism in Eukaryota, Metazoa, Chordata, Lepidosauria, Squamata, Sphaerodactylidae.
AUGGGGGCUUCCGAGAGCACCCCAGCGACUCCCACCUCCAAGCCGCUGCUGAACAAGCACCUGGCGCAUGUCAGUGAUCCACGCUCCCCUACGGCUGGGAUCCUGAGAACCCCCAUAGAGGUGGAGAACUCCCCGCAGGGGAGUCCCCAGGCGGAUUCCAAGGAGGAGGGAACAGUAGACAAUGACCAGAAUCUGAACUUGGACCCUCGGUCCCCGACGCCUGGCAUCUCGCGCACACCCUUGAAAGCUGUGGUGGCCGACACCAUCAACAACCUGGUGAAGCAGCUCAAUGAGGCCUUUGCCGCAACAGAUGCCGAGGAGGGGCCGCUCCCCGAGGACCCCUCACAUCGAAGCCAGAAUCAGGAGGGGGCCUCUGUCAUUGAGGAGGCUUCCUCUGGGGGAGUGUCCCGGAGGGAAGAGGGGCGGAAAGAGCAACCGUCCGAGAACGCUUCCGUUGCGGCUGCCCCGAGAGCGGCGGCAAACCCCAACGAUGCCCGUUGGCCUGCAGGGAGCAAGCCAGUAAGGCGCAGGGGCAGCGGCAAGACUCUGGCUGUCUCAACAGGCUCCGGGCGGUCUCCUCUCAGUGUUCUUCAGGACGACAAUUCCCCUGGUUCCCUUGUUUCUCAGAGUAAGAGGCACCCAUCAGUGGCAGACAGCCAUGGAGAGCGCAAGGAAGGAUCGUUGCCCUCUGGCCGAGCCCUCAAAGCAGGCAGCUGCGGUCGGGGGUAUGCCUUGAACAAGGAGAAUCAGCAGUGUCGCCUGGUGGAAAACUAGUCUCCUUCCAGCUGCCCCUGGGACUCCUGGCUGCUGACAGAAGCCCUUAAAGAGCGGAGGGGGCUGGAGGCAA